UUGGAGUUCCUAGACGUGAGUCCUCUUUCUUUCAUCAAGGACCUCGGACCCAAAGGCUUAGAGGGGUCGAUCUUGAAGAGAUCUGGGGGUCACCGAAUUCAGGGGCUCAACUGCUUUGGACACCACCAGUUCUGUUACCGCUGGUCACGCAGGUGGCUGGUUGUGAAGGAUUCCUUUCUUCUCUACAUGAAGCCUGAAGCCGGGGUUGUCUCCUUCGUGCUGCUCUUUGACCCCGAGUUCAGAGUUCAGGUGGGCCGGAGCUACACUGCCACCAAGUACGGCGUGUGCAUCCAGAACUUCGCCAGGACCCUCAUCAUUAAGUGCAGCAGUUACCGGCAGGCUCAGUGGUGGAGCCACGAGAUCCAGAGGCUGGCGAAGGAGGGAGGGAGGGAGUUUGUGUCGCCUCACCGUUUCGACGCCUUCGUACCCAUCCGAGAGAACACCCUGGCCAAGUGGUAUGUCAAUGGCAGUGGAUACUUUGCUGAUGUCGGUCAGGCUUUAGAAGAUGCGAAAGAAGAGAUUUUCAUCACAGACUGGUGGUUGAGUCCGGAGGUGUUUAUGAAGCGACCGGCGAACGGGGAUCACUGGAGGCUCGACCAGAUACUGAAACGCAAAGCAGAGCAGGGAGUGAAGGUGUGCGUGCUGCUGUUUAAGGAGGUGGAGCUCGCUGGAAUCAACAGCGACUACAGCAAGAGGACCCUGAUGAGCCUGCACCCCAACAUCAAGGUGAUGCGUCACCCUGACCACGUUUCCUCUGUGGUCGUCCUCUGGGCGCACCACGAGAAGCUGGUGGUCAUUGACCAGCUCCGUGGCCUUCAUGGGGUGGGGCUGGACCUGGCCUACGGCCGCUGGGAUGACACUGCUCACCGACUGACCGACACGGGCUGCGAUGGGUCAGAGACGCAGGGAGCAGAGACACAGCCCAAAAACGGGGCCCCGGAGGGCGAGGAGGGGCCCCAGGACCUGAGAGACAACAGGAAGCUGUGGCUCGGCAAGGACUACAGCAACUUCAUAGUGAGGGACUGGGUGCAGGCUGGACGGCCCUUUGAAGACUUCAUCGACCGCCAAAAAACUCCCAGAAUGCCGUGGCGGGAUGUGGCCGCAGUGGUUCAUGGGAAGGCAGCGCGUGACCUGGCGAGACACUUUAUACAGCGUUGGAACUUCACCAAGAUUUUUAAGAGCAAGUACAAACACCACUUCUACCCCUGUCUGCUCCCGAAGUCCCACAGCACUGCGGAGGAGCUUCCCCUUGAGUGCCCGGGGUCACAGAGAGCCCGAGUGCAGAUCCUGCGCUCUGUGGAUCGCUGGUCUGCUGGUACCUGUGAGAGCUCUAUCCUGAAAGCCUACAUCGACACCAUCGACAACAGCCAGCACUACAUCUACAUAGAGAACCAGUUCUUCAUCAGCUGCGCGGACGGGAGGAGCAUUCAGAACGGAAUCGGAGACGCCAUCGUGAAGCGCAUCCUACGAGCGCACCAGAAUAAACCAUACCGUGUGUUCGUUGUGCUUCCGUUGCUUCCUGGUUUCGAGGGUGACAUCACCACAGGGGGCGGGAACGCCAUCCAGGCCAUCCUGCACUUCACCUACAGGACAAUGUGCAGAGGGGACCAGUCUAUCGUGGCACGUCUCAAAGUGAAGAUGCAGGAUCGCUGGAGGGAGUUCAUCUCGUUCUCUGGGCUCCGCUCCCACGCCUGUCUGCAGGACUCUCUGGUCACAGAGCUGAUCUACGUUCACAGCAAAAUGCUUAUCGCCGACGACAGGAAGUACAUCAUCGGCUCAGCAAACAUUAACGACCGCAGCAUGCUGGGGUCCCGGGACAGCGAGCUGGCCGUGCUGGUGGAGGAUUCGGAGAGCGUGCCCUCCCUCAUGGGGGGGCAGGAGUACCAGGCAGGGAGGCUGGCCCUGGCGCUGCGUCUUGAGUGCUUCAGGGUGCUGCUGGGGUCGGACGGUGCCCCCAGUAUCGAUAUCCGGGACCCAAUCAGUGACGAGUUCUUCCAGGGGGUGUGGCAGAAGACAGCCGCGGACAACGCUGAGAUCUACGAGACGGUGUUCCGCUGCCUACCCUCGGACUCGUUCCCGAGUCUCCGCUCGCUGAAGGACCGCGCCGGUGAGGAGAAGCUGGCCAACACUGACCCCCAGGGGGCGCGGGAAAAGCUGGCCGGGGUCAGGGGUCACCUGGUGCUGUUCCCCCUCGACUUUCUGUCUGAGGAGAGCCUACUUCCUCCCCUGAACAGCAGGGAGGGGAUGAUACCUGUGGAGGUGUGGACGUGAAUGGGGGGGGGGGAAGAGGACAAAUACAGAGGAGAGAGGAGAGGGGUCAGCCCGCUGUCUGUUUGCACUGGAUUAUAAAAAAAUAACAGGCAUUUGACAGACAGACCAGGGAUGGAAAUAAGGCUCCUGCUGCAUCAGAAUUUCACUGAGUCAUUCCAGGUUUUACUGCGGGCUUGAUUGUAGUGUGUGUAUAGGAAACAAGCCCAGGUGUGUCUUAUCAGACUAACCCUGCUCAAACUAACCCUGCUCAGACUCCUGGCUCCUGAUCAAUUCAAAUAGAAAGCAUUGCAUUCCACAAUAGAAAUGCACUGACUGUUUAGAACUAUAGGUUAUAAUAAUAAUUAGCCUUUUUUAUUUCUUAAAUACUUUCUAUUUUCUGUUUCUAAAGAUUGUUUUGUAACUCUGACCUCCUCAAACCCGCUGCAGCCCAGCGCUCUACCCACUGAGCUCCUCAAACCCACUGCACCCUAACCACUGAGCUCCUCAAACCCACUGCCUUCCACACUGCACCCUAACCACUGAGCUCCUCAAACCCACUGCCUUCCACACUGCACCCUAACACUGAGCUCCUCAAACCCACUGCUUUCCCCACUGCACCCUAACACUGAGCUCCUCAAACCCAGUGCCUUCCCCACUGCACCCCACUGCACCCUAACACUGAGCUCCUCAAACCCACUGCCUUCCACACUGCACCUUAACACUGAGCUCCUCAAACCCACUGCCUUCCACACUGCACCCCAACACUGAGCUCCUUAAACCCACUGCUUUCCCCACUGCACCCUAACACUGAGCUCCUCAAACCCACUGCCUUCCACACUGCACCUUAACACUGAGCUCCUCAAACCCACUGCCUUCCACACUGCACCUUAACACUGAGCUCCUCAAACCCACUGCCUUCCACACUGCACCCCAACACUGAGCUCCUCAAACCCACUGCUUUCCCCACUGCACCUUAACACUGAGCUCCUCAAAUCCACUGCCUUCCACACUGCACCCUAACACUGAGCUCCUCAAACCCACUGCCUUCCACACUGCACCUUAACACUGAGCUCCUCAAACCCACUGCCUUCCACACUGCACCUUAACACUGAGCUCCUCAAACCCACUGCCUUCCACACUGCACCCCAACACUGAGCUCCUCAAACCCACUGCUUUCCCCACUGCACCUUAACACUGAGCUCCUCAAAUCCACUGCCUUCCACACUGCACCCUAACACUGAGCUCCUCAAACCCACUGCCUUCCACACUGCACCCUAACACUGAGCUCCUCAAACCCGCUCCCUUCCACACUGCACCUUAACACUGAGCUCCUCAAACCCAGUGCCUUCCACACUGCACCCUAACACUGAGCUCCUCAAACCCACUGCCUUCCACACUGCACCUUAACACUGAGCUCCUCAAACCCAGUGCCUUCCACACUGCACCCUAACACUGAGCUCCUCAAACCCACUGCCUUCCACACUGCACCCCAACACUGAGCUCCUCAAACCCACUGCUUUCCCCACUGCACCUUAACACUGAGCUCCUCAAAUCCACUGCCUUCCACACUGCACCCUAACACUGAGCUCCUCAAACCCACUGCCUUCCACACUGCACCCCAACCCCCACAUAAUAAAAUAUUUUAUAUCGAAUGUUUGACGAUUUUUCUAGAGACUUUAUUACACAGAUUUUAAACUAAGGCACUAACCAUUAACACUGGUUUAUUUUACUGUUAUUUCUUAUAUAUAUAUAUAUAUAUAUAUUUUUUAAUAUUAAUAGUAUUAUUAAUAUUCUUUAUUAACUAAUAAUAUACAAUGCGUUUGAGAUCCCUAGUGUCGAACAUUUUCACAGAAAAAAAGUUACAGAAAACGUUACUUUGCUCGCUUUGUGGGUGUCGCCCUUGGCACUGUGACCCAGGCGUGCGAGGCUGCCAGUUGUCAUAGCGACGUCUUUAAAAUAACGCCUUCCUAUAAUUACACUUGCAACGGAGGGGGGGGGGGGGGGGGGGGGGCUGAUGCUUGAAACAGCUGGUUUUGCAUCUUUGUAAACGUGUUGCCGUGGCAACAGCUGUAGCCCACACGCGCUCCGGUCAGUGUGUUACAAACACUUGAUUUGUUUGUAGAUAGUUUUCCAGAGCUAGUGGAUACAGGACAGGCUGAGGUUAGGUUAGGUCUCCUCUCGUUUGAGGACAGACUGCCGUGUCGUGUUUGUGGAGCAUUGUUUAACUGCUGUCAUCGACCUCAUUAACCCUUCCAUAUGUAACGUGCCCCCCACAGAAAUAAAGACAAUGCUGACUUUCUUCUUGUUGCAGUGAGCCGGUGCAGGAAACAGGUGUUUGAAAUGUACUGACAGGCUGAGUCGCUCCCAAGUGUCGUUUUAAUAAGAAACCAGAGUCUGAACAAGAUUCCUCGACUGAAAGGGUUAAACCGCACUGUUAGGAUGAUGCCUUCGCUCUGAUUUUGUGAAACGCAGACGGUAUGCAAGUGUAAACUGAAUGCAUCGAAUUAGAGGAACACAGAUUGAGUUGUGAUUUGAUCUAUUUUCUGCCCCAAAGAAAAUUGUAUUUGAUUCUUAAUGGGUUAAGCUAAUAAGAGGAAAGAUAUUUUACAUAUAUAUAUAUAUAUAUAUAUAUUAUUAUUAUUAAUUAUUUCUUAGCAGACGCCCUUGUCCAGGGCGACUUACAAUUGUUACAAGAUAUCACAUUAUUUUUACAUACAAUUACCCAUUUAUACAGUUGGGUUUUUACUGGAGCAAUCUAGGUAAAGUACCUUGCUCAAGGGUACAGCAGCAGUGUCCCCCCCACCUGGGAUUGAACCCACAACCCUCCGGUUAAGAGUCCAGAGCCCUAACCACUACUCCACACUGCUGCCCCUGUGUAUAUAUAUACACACAGAGCAUCAAAAGAAACAUCACUAUAUAUAUAUAUAUAUCACACGUUUUUGCAGAUUCUGAUCAAUGUGAAUUCUAGAAUGCUAAAAUCACACGCUUGGUUUCUUCUCAUCAUAACUACGGCUGUAUUAAUAACGGUCAAAGUUGUUAUAAUCGUGGAAAACACUAGAGGAGGCUUUGAGUAAAUUGUUGAAGCUCAGAACAUCCAGAUACAGAUUGCAACUCCAGAAUCUGUCCCAAGACUUUUGCACAGCAGUGUGUGUGUGUGUGUGUGUGUAUGUGUGUGUAUAUCUAUCUAUCUAUCUAUCUAUAAUCAGAAAUGCAUCCUUUUAAACUACCGAUGCAAUCACUAAACUUUUUUCUGAUACUGAAAACUCUCCGAGUGGAUUUUGUAAGCGUCGAUCCUGCCAGAAUGCAUAUUUUUGUAUCUCUAUUGCUGUUAUAAAACAAACUGUCACUUUUUUGUGUUACUACAUAAUAUUAAAAAAAUGAAUAAUUCCAAAAA
Acipenser ruthenus (sterlet) is the source of this 5644-nucleotide messenger RNA. Its product is annotated as phospholipase D1-like. Gene Ontology annotation, biological process: phosphatidic acid biosynthetic process; intracellular signal transduction; cell motility. The record is from RefSeq and is a predicted model, not a curated record. Lineage: Eukaryota; Metazoa; Chordata; Actinopteri; Acipenseriformes; Acipenseridae. Gene Ontology annotation, molecular function: D-type glycerophospholipase activity.